This is a messenger RNA of Blastocystis hominis, 777 nucleotides long. RefSeq lists its product as hypothetical. The transcript has 2 exons. NCBI's taxonomy places the organism in Eukaryota, Bigyra, Opalinata, Blastocystidae. The record is from RefSeq and is a predicted model, not a curated record. The coding region runs from base 1 to 777 and encodes 258 amino acids.
AUGUCUUAUCACCCUAUAUACAAAACACCCAUCCUUCUGUUUUUGUUUUCUUCACUAUUUUGCAUGAACCAAGGUAGUAUCCCUGGGAAUGCGUAUCGAUACGCGAAUUAUCCUAUGAAUUCGGGGGGAAAACCGAUGAUUUCGCCCCCUAUACAGCAACAGCAACUAGCCCAAUUAGAUUUAGCUGGGAAAAGGAUGGAGAUGAGUCAGCAAGACCAAUACAGAAAUGUGAAUCCUUCCAUGAGCCAGUAUGACAUGAUGCAAAGCAGAAUGGGAAUGCAGCAAGUUCAAAAUAUGCGCAUGCAGCAGCAGUACCAGAUGAAUGCUGCGUUCCAACAAAAGCGCCCUCAUAUUUCUCCAACGAGUCUUCCCGUGUCCUAUGCUCAGCAAAACACUGCGCAGUACAUGCAGCAGGUGCAAAGCCAACAUCCGGGAGUUCUGAAGAUGCAAACGCAGUCGUACACUCCUGGACAGCAUGUAUACCCGCAGAUGAUGUCUCAAAUGAUGCCGUCGUUGGGAAUGUCGUCUUCUCAAGCCAAGCCGCCUAUGAUGAAGCCAAGUCUCCCAGUGAUCGGAGGCAGUAAUCGAGACAAAGAGCCCAAGGAAUUGCCUGAUGUACAUUAUGAGAACGCAAAGAAAAACAUGGAGAUGCGGCAAAGCACCUACUGCCCGUAUUUCAAGGUGUUGAGGGAGAUGAAGAGGCUUAGUGAGGAUAAGGAGAAGGCUGCACAGUUUAAGGAGAAUAUGAAACAAAUAGUUGAGUCACUUAAUUUUUAG